Molecule: messenger RNA, 1671 nt
Organism: Colletotrichum costaricense
Lineage: Eukaryota; Fungi; Ascomycota; Sordariomycetes; Glomerellales; Glomerellaceae
Product: quinate permease
Exons: 6
Coding region: 1-1671 (556 amino acids)
Biological process (GO): carbohydrate transport; transmembrane transport
Cellular component (GO): membrane
Molecular function (GO): carbohydrate:proton symporter activity
Source: RefSeq, a predicted model, not a curated record
AUGGCCGUCCAAGCAGCCACCGCCGCCGAGGCGCGCACGCAGCUUGCCUACCAGAACAGAUGGAAGUCGCUGGCAAACAACCCCAAGAUUCUCGUCAUUGCCCUCUUUGCAUCCUUUGGAGGUUUUGAGUAUGGAUACCAGCAGGGUGUCCUCGGACAAUCCCUCGUCAUGACGCGCUUCAAGGACAACUUCCCUUCCGUCGUGAACUCAUCCAGCGCGACGGGCUGGUUGACGUCCAUCCUCCAGCUCGGCGGUAUCCUUGGCUCCGUCAGCGCCGGUGUCUUUGGCGAGGUCUUCUCCCGCAAGUACACCAUGUUCUCCGCCUGUCUCUGGGUCGUCCUGGGCAGUUACCUCUACACCGGCGCAAGCUACCACAAGCCUGAGCUCCUCUACGCCGGCCGCUUCUUCACCGGUCUUGGUGUCGGAACCUUUAGUGGUGUCGGUCCCCUGUACAAUGCCGAGCUCGCCGCCCCCGAAAUGCGUGGCUUCAUCGUCUCCUUCUACCAAUUCGCCACCAUUCUCGGGAUUAUGCUCUCCUUCUGGAUCGGAUACGGCAGCAACUACAUCGGCGGCAUCGGCGAGGGCCAGUCCGACCUCGCAUGGAGACUCCCUUCCUACAUCCAGGGUGUCCCCGCCGCCCUUCUCGCCCUCGGAAUCUGGUGGCUGCCCUUCUCCCCUCGCUGGCUCGUGAAGCAGGGCCGCGACGAAGAGGCCGUCAAGACCAUCGCGUACCUCCGCAAGCUCCCCGAGGAUAGCGAGCUUGUCCAGGUUGAGUUCAAGGAGAUCAAGGCCGAGGCCCUCUUCGAGCAGCGCUCGUUCCAGAAGGCGUUCCCUCAGUUGGCCGAAAAGGAGAAGACGAGCGUUUGGAUGCGCGAGGUUGCGCAGUACUGGCGUAUUCUCCGCUCCUGGGACCAUUUCAAGCGUGUUGCGUAUGCUUGGCUGGUCAUGUUCUGGCAACAGUGGUCCGGUAUCGACGCCAUCAUCUACUACGCCAGCAACGUCUUCCAGAGCCUCGGUCUUACCGGCGGCACGACUGCUCUCUUGGCCACUGGUGUCACCGGUGUCGUCUUCUUCAUCAGCACCCUUCCUGCCAUGGCCAUCAUCGACAAGGUCGGCAGAAAGCCCAUCCUGAUUGUUGGUUCCAUCGUCAUGUUGAUCUCCAUGGUCAUCCCUGGUAUCAUUGUCGCCAAGUUCAGCCACGACUGGCCGGGCCAUCCUGUUGAGGGAUGGGUUGCCGUCGCCUUCAUCUGGAUUUACAUCGCCGGUUUUGGAGCUUCGUGGGGCCCCGUCUCAUGGACCCUUGUUUCCGAGAUCUUCCCCCUCUCCAUCCGCGCCAAGGGUGCUUCCAUCGGCGCAUCAAGCAACUGGCUCAACAACUUCGCCGUAGCCUUCUACGUCCCAUCCAUGCUCGAGAGCUGGAAGUGGGGAACCUACAUCUUCUUCGCCGUCUUCCUCGGCGCCAGCAUCAUUUGGGUGCACUUCGCCUUGCCCGAGACCAAGGGAGCCACCCUUGAGGAGAUGGACCGUGUCUUUGGCAGCAACGCGGGUGCCGAGGACAGCGUUUUGCUCGAGCAGGCUAGACGGGAUGUCGGCCUGACUGAGGACCUGGAGGACAGCGCUAUCCACGCUGAGAAGAAGGGGCUUCACGAGUCUCACCACGAGUCUGCUUGA